AUGGACGAACCCCCUAACGCAGUCGUUACUGCUGAGGGCAAGAUGCUCACUGCCUCAGCAACCGAAAACGCUGACCUGUACUGGGCUCUAAGUGGAGGUGGUGGUGGCACAUAUGCCGUCGUCCUUUCAAUGACCGUAAAAGCAUACCCAGCCAAGCAGGUCGGUGGUGCUGCUAUGCAACUCCUGGCGUCAUCUACCACUCCCGAGAAGUACGCCGCAGCAACUGCUAAGCUUCUCGAGCUCCUACCCGGCAUGAUCGAUGCCGGCGCCAUGGUCGUCUUUCUGGUCAGCACUCAGUACAUCGUAAUCAAGCCCGUCACUGUUUGGGACUCAACAGCCGCGUAUGUCAAGGACGUUGUACUUGCGCCUUAUGCCAAAGCUCUUACAGAUCUUGGCAUUACGCCGCCGAUUGUCUACAGCGAGUUGUCUUACCGCGACCACUUCGAUCGCUACAUGGGACCCCUCCCACGUGGAGCAUAUGAGGUCAACAGAUAUCAAUUCGGCGGCCGUCUUAUUCCCCGAGAUGUGGUGGAGAACAACACUGCAGAGCUUGUCAAGGUUUACCAAGAACUUGCUGCCGAAGGUGUCUUGCUUGCUGGUAGCUCGGCUAACUACCAAAAGCCUGAGGGAUCCGCCGACAACGGUGUACUACCAGCAUGGAGGAACGCCAUGAUUCAGCUGCAACUUAUCACGAACUGGGACUCCACCGCUCCUUGGGCCAACAUGGAAGCCGCCCAGCAGAAGAUGACCAAUGAGCUUAUGCCUAAGAUCGAAAAGAUCACACCGGGCAGUGGGUCGUACCUGAACGAAGCUGAUUUCCAGCAGCCAAACUGGCAGAGCACAUUCUUUGGUGAGAACUACGAGAAGCUGAAGGCCAUCAAGAAGAAGUACGACCCCAAGGACAUAUUCUACAUCCUCAAGGGUGUUGGUAGUGAAGCUUGGAACGUCAGCAAGGACGGACCCGCCAUCAUGUCUAAGAGCUGCGUAAUCUGCGGCACUGAGGAGAGCGAAGGCGAACUACUUCUCGAAGCACCCUGCGGUCGACAUUGGGUCUGCGCCGACGAUAUCGGAAAUUUCUUCGAGAACGCGACAAACGAUGAGAGCCUGUUCCCGCCACAGUGCUGCGGUACCAUGUUCAUGUUGGAAGACUAUGAGGAUUACGUGCCAUUCGAAACGGCGUGGGCAUAUCAAAUGAAGCAGCAGGGCGAGUAUUCCGUCUUAGCCAAAUUCCGCAUCUACUGCGCAAACCUAACUUGCGGGAAAUUCCUACAUUCCGGAUCGCAAGCCGAGGAUCCAGAGACCAAGAUCACAUACGCCAUCUGCGAGGCUGAAGGAUGCGGGAAGUUGACUUGCGUCAAGUGCAGGGCCUUGCUUGACCAGGGUACCCAGAACCAUGAGUGCCAACACAAUGAAGACGAAAAGAAGUUCAAGCAAACAGUCGAUGAGAAGGGCUACCAAGAGUGCUUCGUCUGCGGCACGACUGUAGAGUUGGCCGAGGCAUGCAAUCACAUCACCUGUAAAUGUGGUAACUCAUUCUGCUACGUCUGCGGAGAGAACUGGCCCGGUCUGCACGGCUGUCCGCAUUAUGGGCCCGCCGUCUACGACGAGGAGGGAUACAACCAGGACGGUUACCAUCGAGAUAGCGGUCUCAACCGAGAGGGUCUCACCCGUCGUCAAGAAAUGAUCCGUCGUCGUGAAGAAGACGACGAGGCGGAUGACGACGACGAUGAGGGCGAAGGUGAAGACGAUGAGGGCGAGGAUCCCGAAUGGGAAGUCCUGCAACACCUGACUCCUGAUCAGCGCGCCAUGAUCAACCAGCUUCCUCAUGGGCCCCGCGAAGAUGCCCUGGAUCAGUUUCGUAUUACACUGUUCGAGACCCAGGGCAUCACAUUCGAUCAGUUUGCCCCCCAACCUCCGCCCCCGCCCCCAGAAGAAUUUGGUGAUGAUGGCGAUGCUUGGGAAGAUGAACAGGAUGAGGCUGAUGAGAAUCGCGAGGGCCAGGACGAAGAUCUACUAUUUGAAGAUGCCCCGACUACACAGUUACCUACCGAUCCAGUAGAUGAGGAUGAGGUACCAGCCGACGCUAGGGUUGGACAAGAUCAGAUUGAUGUCCGAGAAAUCCAAGAGGACAUGGUACCUGUGGUUCUGCAUUCCGAUGAUGAGGACAACGUCGACCCUUGGCAUGGCUACGAAGGCGAACACAUCAUCACUAAGGAAGAAGGCAUCCAACAAGGUCGUUUUGUAGAUGACCAGUCCGAAGUUUUCGACUCCGAUACUGUUACCCCACCAGUAGAUCGCAACAGCGAGGGAACUAGCCAAGUGCAGCAAGUGCCCGCCAGUUUCCCUACGGACGGACCCUACACGAUCGUCGCUCGUGGUUUCGUCUCAGGCACGACUAUCAAUGACAUAGAGGCUGUCAUGAACCGUCACGGGGCGCAAGUAAUCGGGAGAAGGCUUAUGGGAAGCGAUCCAGUGAUUGUGCAACUGCAGUUGGCGACUCAGCAGAAUGCGGAGAACAUUAUUGCUACGUUCCAUAGGCGGGAAUUGGAUGGUCGGGUAUUGGACGUGAGAAUGGAAGACGAAGAUUUGUAG
Molecule: messenger RNA, 2592 nt
Organism: Alternaria atra
Lineage: Eukaryota; Fungi; Ascomycota; Dothideomycetes; Pleosporales; Pleosporaceae
Exons: 4
Coding region: 1-2592 (863 amino acids)
Molecular function (GO): zinc ion binding; flavin adenine dinucleotide binding; oxidoreductase activity
Source: RefSeq, a predicted model, not a curated record